AUUAUGUUUGUUUGAGUACGUUGGGUGAGGCUGAUAGCUACAUGUGUGCCAAUGAAAGGUUAAUGACGUCUUGUUCUAAUAAGGAUCUGAACCUGCAGCUGUGGAAGAACACCUAUUAGUUAAUGUCACUCUGUCCUUAACACCCAAUCGUUGGUAAUAUUUUGUUUGACAAUCACCACUAGCAACGGCAUUGUCACGCCAGGCGGGCGUAUAUUACCUUGUGCAUGCACAACAUUCAGACAUACCUGGCUGGGGUAGGACGUCUAAAGCAUCAUCAAUAUGGGCGAGUGGUCAAACGGUCUCUUUGGCUGCUUCAAUGACUGCGGAUUAUGCAUAAUAACCUAUUUUGCACCCUGCUACACUGCAGGCAAGGUUGCAGAGAAAACUGGUGACAGCUGUUGCACCUAUGGAUGUUUAAGCAUCUUGGGACCGAUUGGAAUCUACACCAGAGCCAAAACAAGGGGCAAACUGAGGGAAACCAAAGGAAUCGAGGGCGGCUUCUGCAACGACUGCAUCAUGCACUGGAUCUGUGCAAUCUGUUCACUCAUACAGGAAGCUCAGGAAGUAGACGCACUGGAUCGUGGAGGCCAACAACAGGCGAUGGCACGGCAAUAAGUGGGUCAACCGGCUCAUGUCAGUUCCUCCGUCCAUUGAUGAUCCAUCGAUCAGUUUCCACCUGUGAUACGGCCUAUGGAUUAUAUCCCAUGUUUUCGUUGUCGAGCAGUCGAUCCAGCCAGCCAGCUUUCGUCCAAAGAUGAAUAUCGUCUACAUAUUCAACGCUCACGAACAUUUAUCGACAUGACAUUUAUCAUGCCACAUGUCAACUUGUGAUUAAGUGUUUUGAAUAAAAAUAUUUAUCGUUUUAUUAA
Haliotis rubra (blacklip abalone) is the source of this 869-nucleotide messenger RNA. RefSeq names its product protein PLANT CADMIUM RESISTANCE 2-like. Bases 280 to 615 code for a protein of 111 amino acids. Lineage: Eukaryota; Metazoa; Mollusca; Gastropoda; Lepetellida; Haliotidae. The record is from RefSeq and is a predicted model, not a curated record. The transcript has 3 exons.